Austrofundulus limnaeus is the source of this 3925-nucleotide messenger RNA. RefSeq names its product paxillin b (gene pxnb). Gene Ontology annotation, biological process: transforming growth factor beta receptor signaling pathway; substrate adhesion-dependent cell spreading; endothelial cell migration. Bases 206 to 3766 code for a protein of 1186 amino acids. NCBI's taxonomy places the organism in Eukaryota, Metazoa, Chordata, Actinopteri, Cyprinodontiformes, Rivulidae. The record is from RefSeq and is a predicted model, not a curated record. The transcript has 13 exons.
CAACCAGUAGUUCCAACCUUUGGCCACGAGAUGUCGCUCUUAACCGAGUUUCAGCCGAAGCGCGAGCUCGGCUGCUAACGCCAGUCUGCAGCGCGUUCACGACACGAACACUAAACUUCCAACUGCACGAGUGGAGAAGUUUCAAGAGCGAAACUUUUAGCUUUUCCAACAUAAAACUGACGCGGGCCGCAAAGACACAGCCACUAUGGACGAUUUGGAUGCGUUGCUGGCAGACCUGGAAUCAACAACAUCCCACAUCUCAAAGAGACCGGUCUUCUUGCCUGACGAAACCCCCUACUCCAUCCCUACAGGAGGACACACAUACCAAGAUGUGCCCCCUCCAGUCCCUCCUCCACCGUCAGCUGAGGCUCUGAACGGCUCCCUGACUGAUCAGCCAAACUCUCACCACUCCUCUCAGCAAUCUUUAGGCUCUGGAAGGAAGAGCUCGUGGUCCAGGGACAGCAGCAGCUCUCCUCUGUCACACAGUGAAGAGGACCACGUUUACAGUUUUCCAAACAAACACAAGACUUCAGACUCGUCAUCAGCAGCCAUGACCUCUGUUCUGGGCAGUAACCUCUCAGAGCUGGACAGGCUUCUGUUGGAACUUAACGCAGUUCAACAGAGCUCUCCUUCCUUCCCCACUACAGAGGAGGCGGCUCCACCCUUACCAUCCAGCAGCAUCACCCACUAUGAGAACGGCAGCACCCCUGACAUCCAUGUAAGCCCCCCAGCUCAGGAGAAACCCAAGAAAAAUGGAACAAGACCAGAAGAAGCUCGACCUACAGUGGAAAGUCUGUUGGAUGAGCUGGAGGGUUCAGUGCCUUCACCCAGCUCUUCCACUCGUCACAAUGAACUGGAUACAUCAUCUCAACAACAAGCCAGAAUUUCAGCUUCCUGCGCCACGAGAGAGCUCGAUGAACUGAUGGCCUCCCUGUCUGACUUCAAGCCCAAUUCUUUGGGCUCUGUGCUCGACCCAGCGGGGGCACCUUCCACCUUUCGUCAUUCUCCCGUGUCGUCUUCUGUCACUCCAGCAUCCUCUUUCUCCUUCAGUCUGUCCAACCCGCCUGCCUCCCCACCCCUUCCUUUGCCUGCUGGUCUAGAGCUGCACAUAGAUGAGGAUGGAGGAGACGGUGGCGUGUUAAUGCCCCGUCGGAGCCGUCCCACUCUCCACAGUCCCACCUCCUCCCUUUCUGCAGCCAGCGACAUAGAUGUGGACUCUGUCAUAGAUGGCUCUUCCACCGUGCUGUCAUCCCAAACAAAGACCCUGCUAGUUCGCUCACAGUCUGCUCCCUCCAAUUCCAGCUUGUUGGGAAAUAGCCCAAGUCUUUCCAGUACCACCACCCCCUCUGUUAGCUCAGUGAACACUGUCCUGGACUGCAAGAGCCCCAAGUCCUCGAGUCCAUCCGUGGAGCGGGUUUCACCCUCAGCUACUGUUGGUAAACUGUUCGGUGCUCCCGAGUCUCUGAGCAAGGGUUGUUUCCAGAACCAUGAUGUAAAUUUUUCCAGUCCACCUCUUGUAGAAAGUUUCACUCCUCCCCUCCUCCACGUCGCUGCGUUUCCAUCUUCAUCAAAAACACGCUCACCACCUGCAGUCUCUCCACUGACGGUCCCGUCUCCGCUGACUCUCACCAGCGCCAACAGAGAGCUGCACGAGGUGCCACCUGCAGCUCAGAGAGACGCCCCCCUCGCCAUGCGGCAGCCCCCUGUGCUUGAGCCCACCCUGGACGACGAAUUAGACAAGCUGUUGGCGAUGAGUUUCGAACAAGGUCCUGCAGCAGCACACGAGGAGGCACACUGCCACAGCAAACAGCUGCAGGAGGUGCUGGAGGAGCUCAUCCUCCCCAUCGACAGGAGCAGCGUGCAGCCCGACACGUUCACCAGCGCCACCAACACCCUGACAGACAACUCGGUGGACGGAGGCACCGAUGGGAACGGAGACCUGGAUUGGGGUGACGAGGAGCUGUCCGUGUCCUUACACGACGGGCUGGAUGGCACCAUGACGCCUUACACAGAGAGGCUGUACACAGACGGCAGCGUGACGCCGCUGACGGAAGCUAGCUGGAUGGAUGAGUGCACGACCCCCUCCUCGUGCCCCGGGACCCCUGACGUUGCCCUGGAUCUGCCYCUCCUGCAGACACCCAGUAUAGACAGAGUCUCUGCAACAGGACAUCUGAAAGCAAUGAUCAAACGCACUAAGGAGAUUCCCAAUGUGCACCCCAUGUACCGAGACAGCCACCUGCGCAGGAAGGUGGGACCCAUCAUUGUAAACAAGAACUCGUCUCAGGACCGUCUUAUAGAGGAGCUCCAGGGUAAACUCGGGAUCAACCGCUCUGAGCGGCGGCGCAAACAGUCGGACGAGUGGCUGACCGAGGGUGUAGUCGUCACGUCCAAACCUCAGCGUUUCCGUCCCGAAGGCUUUGGGAGUGAGGUCGAUAAGGUUGGCUUCAGCGUGCUCCACAGUUUUACUCAUGCUUGUCCUCUAGUUGUCUCCAUUUCCCUCUCUGUUGGCUCCCUUCUGUCUGUUUUCUUUCUUCAGAUGAUUAUUCCCCCUGAGUCUCCUGUGGCCGUCAGGAAGGUCCUCCCACCCCUCUCCCCCACUGUACCUCGUCGUACCCCUGUAGCACAAGAAUCUAAGGGACCACUUCCUCUACAUCAGCUCCCUAUUCCACUUCCUCCACCUCCUCCUCCACCCACUUCCACCUGCCUGUCAAUUACCCACAUUCAGAAACCAGUCCCCCCUCCACCUCAGCACAUCAUUAAAGCCUCACAUCCACCAGCCCCACUUCAGGACCCUCCUGUCCCUAAACCAGAGCCCCCUGCCCAUAACCUGAACACCCCGACCCGACCACCAGAGGAGCCCGUACAACAACCCAAAGUCCUGGUGUCUGUAGGCUGCCAAACAGAAUAUGACCCAUUCUUCCCUCCGAUGCAGAUUAUGGCCCAAGGGAAAGCUGGUGUUCCCGGUGGGCCCACAACUCAGGUCAACAAGCUGGACAACAUGCUGGGUAGCCUGCAGUCCGACCUGAACAAACUAGGGGUGCAGACAGUGGCUAAAGGAGUUUGUGGUGCCUGCUGUAAGCCUAUUGUUGGACAGGUGGUGACUGCCAUGGGCCGCACGUGGCACCCUGAACACUUUGUGUGCACACACUGUCAAGAAGAGAUUGGCUCCAGGAACUUUUUCGAGCGAGAAGGCCAGCCUUACUGUGAGAAAGAUUACCAUCAUCUGUUCUCUCCUCGAUGCUACUACUGCAAUGGACCCAUACUGGAUAAAGUUGUGACGGCGCUGGACAGAACCUGGCACCCUGAACACUUCUUCUGCGCUCAGUGUGGAUCCUUCUUUGGCCCAGAGGGUUUUCACGAAAAGGAUGGAAAAGCGUACUGCAGGAAGGAUUACUUUGAUAUGUUUGCACCGAAGUGUGGCGGCUGUGCCAGAGCCAUUCUGGAAAACUACAUCUCUGCGCUCAGCAGUCUUUGGCAUCCAGAGUGUUUUGUUUGCAGGGAGUGCUUCACACCGUUUGUGAAUGGCAGCUUCUUCGAGCACGAUGGCCAGCCCUACUGUGAAGUGCACUACCACGAGCGCCGCGGCUCCCUGUGCUCAGGCUGUCAGAAGCCCAUCACGGGCCGCUGCAUCACCGCCAUGUCCAAGAAGUUCCACCCGGAGCACUUUGUCUGCGCCUUCUGCUUGAAGCAGCUCAACAAAGGCACCUUCAAGGAGCAGAACGACAAACCCUACUGUCACAGCUGCUUCAUCAAGCUGUUCAGUUAGAGAGAGCCAAUCACAGCACCGUGUUUCUGUCAGGCUUUAGAUACAGGUCGGAGUCAUUUCACUACAAGUGGUGUGAAGCAAGUUGUCUGAUAAUGGUGUUGGAAGUGUGUACAGGUUGGGUUUGUUCAUGUUGGUAAAGUAGCAUACUGCCUGACUAAA